This is a messenger RNA of Neohortaea acidophila, 2259 nucleotides long. RefSeq lists its product as uncharacterized. The record is from RefSeq and is a predicted model, not a curated record. Gene Ontology annotation, cellular component: nucleus. Gene Ontology annotation, molecular function: histone H4K20 methyltransferase activity; protein binding. Bases 1 to 2259 code for a protein of 752 amino acids. NCBI's taxonomy places the organism in Eukaryota, Fungi, Ascomycota, Dothideomycetes, Mycosphaerellales, Teratosphaeriaceae. The transcript has 2 exons.
AUGCCACGGCAAGCCGCGGACCUGGAGGAGGCGCUGAAGAAGAAGGGUGGCCUGACGUUGUCGCAACUCGCCAAUUACGACGACAUCAUUACCGAUGCGCUGGUCGAUCGGGUAUACUUCUGGUCCUCCAUCCGCAAGCUGAAAGCCAACUACCACGCAUGCCGCGGCGUGCGCGAAGAGCUCGUCUGCCAGAUUCUGCAGCAGCAGGUAGUCAUCGCCAAAGACCCCGUUGCGGCGCAUAGGGAGCUGCUGAAACUGCCGGGCCUCGCAAAGUAUCUUGCCCACCUGAAGAGCGAAGACGAGAAGGAGCACUUUGAGCGCCACCUGCGCAAGUACAUCAACAUCUACCUCCCGGAUUGCCCGUUUGAAGUGGACACGACGAAUCGCUACACCGUCACCACCGCCGAGGCAUGUAUCAAGGCGCGCAAGCCGAUCAAGAAGGGCGAGCCGAUCAAGUAUCUGUCUGGCAUCCAAGUGGAGAUGAGCGCGAGGGAAGAGAAGGAGUUGUCGAGUCGCACCGACUUCAGCAUAGUCGUGUCGAGUCGCAGGAAGCGGCCCUCGUUGUUUCUCGGUCCCGCUCGCUUCGCCAAUCACGAUUGCGAUUCGAAUGCUCGACUGAACACGAGUGGCGCGCAUGGUAUUCACAUUGUUGCCUGUAAGGAUAUCGAGGCGGGCGAUGAAAUCACCGUCACGUACGGGGAUGACUACUUUGGCAUCGACAACUGCGAAUGUCUGUGUGGAACAUGUGAGUCUUUGCUUCGGAAUGGGUGGGAUCCGGCAGGUCCGCCUUUGCGAGAAGAAAGCAGUGACGAGGAAGAAGAAGAUGGGGACGAAGGGGAAGCGACUCCCAGGGCGACGAAUGUUGCUGUGUCGAGAAGCGCUGGUUCGAAUCUCGGCAAGCGAAAGCGAGAAGAUGACGAGCCUAGUGGCGGCAAUAAGAGAAGAGGACGAGGGGGGCCGCGGAGGGUGGUCGAAGCGGAGGCCAGCCGAUCUCAAUCAACUGCAGUGAGCGACACCUCUUCCGGCGAAUCUGUCAUGGAAAGAAUCUUCAUGCUACUUGGAGGGAUUGGUGACCGCCGACUAAAACAGAUGAGUGCACAGGCUGGAUCUUCUCGGGCUUCAUCCGCCAGUGCUUCACCGUCGCAGACUGAGAUUUCAGACGACAAGAACGAUGCCGCGAAAAAGUCCGGCGACUUGGGGUCUCGCUCCCCUUCUAGACUAUCUUCUACUCCCUCGCAAGCCCGUGCUCCGAUACGAGAUCGAAAGACCGAUUCACCUCGUGCAAUUGGGCCGAGCGAGCGCCUGGGCCAUUCCGCCGCGCGCACUCCUAGAUCCAGGUUUCUCCGGGACCACACUCAGCGCAGCACCUCAUCCCUGCGCCACGUUGUCCACGCCGACGAGACCGACACGGACGUGCUGGAAGGGUCUCCGUCUCGAGGGCCGACGCGGCGACAACGAGCGGAACAGGAGCCGUCGGUGAAGUCGGAGAAUGACGAAGCGUCGUCGGGUUCCAGCUCGCCUCCAUCGACCAACAACGACACCUCGUCGUUCACCUCCAGUGCAUCUAGCGCCACCUCCAUUGAUACCUUCACUGCGGGCAACAUCUCGCAAAGCAUCUGUCAGAUGCUCACCGUGGACGAUGUCGAAGACUCGAAGCAUACUGUCGUCGAAAGUACCGAUGUGCAGAGCAGCGCGCUUCACGAGCGCCGCACGCGCAGAAGCGCCCGAAAGCCCGCCGAAACAUCUGCCACCCCGCCCAUCCACAGCAUCGAGGUGCAAGAAGGCCACUCCUCCACAGACAGCGAGGACGACACCAAAUCCACUCGAGGCCCCGCCCGCACGCCCGGCGACUACACCCUCUGCAAAACGCUGCUGCCCACCACCUACCACCGCUGGGUCGAAUGCCGCAACUGCGACGAGCACUUUGUGCAAGGCGACGCGUACCUGACGCGCAUCGGGUGCCCGCGCUGCGAACGCCACAGCAAGCUGUACGGCUACUACUGGCCCAAGACGGACAAGGAGGGGAAAUACGACGGGGAGGAGCGCGUGCUGGAUCACCGGACGAUUCAUCGCUUCAUUGAUCCCGAGGAGGAGCGGGUGGAGCGCAAGGGCCGUAAGACGCUCGCUGAUGUGGUGAGGGAGCGGGAGGUGUCGUUGAAGAGGCUGGAGAGUGAGGAGGUGGAGAGGGAGAUGGAGCGGAAGUUGAGGGGGAGUCCGAGGCGGGCGGAUGGGAGGAGGAAGCUGAGGAGCACGAUGUAA